AUGUCUUCUUCAACUUCUUCUGGUAUUUAUCAUCGUAAUAUUGAAAAUGAAAAUAAUAUUAAUCAAUCUCAAUUAUCAAAAUCAGAAACAUCUCCAACAGGUGCUGGUGCACCAACAACAGAAGAUGAUGAUAUGGAACCAUUACCAUCACAACCAAGUGGUGCACAUAUGAUCGUUGAAGAAUCAACAAUACAAACAUUUAUGCAAUAUUUUGAUCGAUUAUUAAUUGGCUUAAAUCCACGUUGGCGUAAUUGGAUUAUACGAGGUAUAUUUUCAUGGGUUAUGAUACUUGGUUUUGCUAAAUUAGUAUCAAUGGGACCACUUGUUGUUUCAAUUGUUGUAUUACUUAUACAAAUAAAAUGUUUUCAAGAAAUAAUUAAUAUUGGUUAUGUUGUUUAUAAAUCACAUAAUCUACCAUGGUUUCGUACAUUAUCAUGGUAUUUUUUAUUUACAUCAAAUUAUUGGCUUUAUGGUGAAAGUUUAAUAAAUCAUUUUGGUUUUAUGAUGCAUAAACAUAAUUUUCUUCAACCACUUGUAACAUAUCAUCGUAUGAUUGGAUUUCUGUUAUAUACAAGUGGUUUUGUUGGAUUUGUAUUAAGUUUAAAAAAAACAUAUUAUCUUAAACAAUUUACUUUAUUUGGAUAUACACAUAUAACAUUAAUGAUUUUGGUUACAUCAAGUCAUCAAAUGAUACAAAAUAUUUGUGAAGGUAUGAUCUGGUUUAUUUUUCCUGUUUCAUUAAUUAUUUGUAAUGAUAUAAUGGCAUACAUGUUUGGCUUUUUCUAUGGUCGUACACCAUUAACAAAAUUAUCACCAAAAAAAACUUGGGAAGGUUUCAUUGGUGGUGGAGUAUCAACAUUAAUAUUUGGCUUUAUAGUAGCUGGUAUAUUAAGUCAUUAUCAAUUUCUUGUAUGUCCAUUAGAAUAUGAUGAUGAAAGAAUGAGUUUAGCAACAUCGUGUAUACCAAUACCAUUAUUUCAAAAAACAAUUUAUACAAUGCCAAAACCUUUUUCAUUCUUUAAACGUACAUUAGAACUUUAUCCAUUUCAAUUACAUUCAUUAAUAUUAUCAUUAUUUGCUUCAAGUAUUGGACCAUUUGGUGGCUUUUUUGCAAGUGGAUUUAAACGAGCUUUUCGCAUUAAAGAUUUUGCAGCGACAAUACCCGGUCAUGGAGGAUUUAUGGAUCGAUUUGAUUGUCAAAUCAUAAUGGCUUUAUUUACAAAUGUUUAUAUAUCAACAUUUGCACGUGUUGCUUCACCAAAUAAACUCUUACAACAAGUCUUAGCAUUAACACCUGAAAAUCGUGAAGAAUUCCUUCGUUUACUUCGUAAUCAUUUCAAAGAAUAA
Messenger RNA from Rotaria sordida, 1347 nucleotides. Lineage: Eukaryota; Metazoa; Rotifera; Eurotatoria; Philodinida; Philodinidae. The record is from the annotation of a GenBank genome assembly.